CCCAUCUGAAGGACUCCACAUGGCCAGAUCUUGUAUAAGUAUUCUGUCCUGCAGACUUGAAUUGCUCAUGCCUAUGCCCUUUCGACUGAGUAGAACAAGACUACGCUGAUGUUAUCAUUGCCUAUCCGAGACAAACAAAAUGGGCUCUGGUGGCGAACAGCUUGAAUACGACUUCAUUAUCUGCGGCGGAGGAACAUCUGGCUGCGUGAUAGCGGGCAGACUUGCGGAAUGCCAGAAUGUCAACGUACUAGUAAUUGAAGCAGGCCAGCAUAAUGAGAACCUUGAAAAUACCCAGAUGGCCGGAGGAUGGUCGCAGUUGUUCGACAAAGAGACUGACUGGAACAUUGUUUGUGAGAGAGGAUAUGGGAUCGACGACCGCCAAGUAAAAUUAAGUAGAGGCAAGUUUCUUGGUGGUUGCUCAGGCUGCAACGGCACGCUUUGCAUUCGAGGUUCAAAGCAAGAUUUUGAUGACUGGGGACUGGAAGGUUGGAGUGGCGAAGAAUUUUUUGGUUACAUGCAAAAGUCUGAAACAUUCCAUUCAAAGCCAUGGCUCAAGUCCUCAUCAAAGUUACAUGGAUAUGACGGUCCGCUUCAUAUCGAACCGCACGACCUGGCACCUAUAUCGGAACGCGUACUAGAAUCCAUGAUAUCUAAGGGGAUGCCCCUAGACGACGACAUGUUCACUCAUGGAGAGAAUCCACACGGAUGCGGCCAUGUGCUUAGAACAGUUCAUCAGGGUGUUCGUACAACCGGGGCAGAUUUCAUUACCAACAACCGCGCCAAAGGCAAUAUCACCAUUCUGGUAGAAACACACGUCGACAAGAUUAUGUUCGAGCGCAGCCCGUCCGGAGAGCUGCGCGCAACCGGUGUCAAGGUUAUCAAGCCAGACGGCUCACCAGCCGAGAUCGCUGCCUCAAAGGAAGUCAUUAUUAGCGGCGGAACCUAUUGUAGUCCAAACAUACUAAAUCGUUCAGGUCUUGGAAGCAAAGAAGAACUCGAGCGACUGGGGAUUGAAGUGUUGAUCGACUUGCCUGGCGUUGGCCAGAACCUGAUGGACCACUUGAUCGUGUUCAUGUUCUACGAAACUGAGCAGGAAGGGCUCACAAAUGAUCGUCUUGCAUAUCAUGGCGACGGGCUUGCUAAUUCCUACAAGAUGUGGAAGGAUACCAAGACAGGAUUUCUUGCGACAUUCCCAUUUGGAGCAUUCGCUUUCGCCCGACUCGACGAUCGCCUCGCUGAUUCUGAAUUGUGGAACUCUGCGCCAAGGCAACCGGGACGGGAUCCUAUGGGGUUGACGCCUCAACAGCCAAAUGUGGAGUUUUGGAAUACCGAAUGUUACGGAGGUCCAAGGCAGUACGACCAGUUCCCGAUCGACAAUAAGCAUGCAUUCAGCAUGAUUGCGGAGCUAUUCGCGCCCCGCUCCCGCGGCUCUGUGAAACUAAAGAACGCAGAUCCUCUUGUUGGACCGGAGGUUGACUGCGGAUAUCUCACCGAUCCAUUGGAUGUCGAGGUCCUCGCCGAAGCAUGCCGUUUCGGUAACGAGAUUAUCAUGAAUGGCAAAGGCACCAAAGACGUUGUGAAAGGAUCGUGGCCGCCGAACUUGGCCCACCACAAAUACACCUCUCGAGAGGAGUGGAUACCGUAUGUUCGCGAAAAUGCUACGACUUGCUAUCAUGCUUCAGGGACUUGCGCGAUGGGCAAGGCGGAUAAUCCGGCAGCUGUAGUAGACGAGAAGCUCCGCGUGAGGGGUGUCAAAGGCUUGCGAGUGGCCGAUUGCAGCAUCAUUCCAACUCUGCACGGCGGUCACACGCAAAUGCCAGCGUAUGGCAUUGGGGAGAAGUGCGCAGAUCUGAUCAAAUUGCAUUGGACGGACAUGGGCAUUGUGGUUUAACGCAAUGAUCAUGACGGCUUUCAGAUAUGAGUAACAUGGUGUUUGAGGAUAUUGUGGCAUAUCAAUGGUUGAAGUUCCGCAAGACGCGUUUAAUUGGAGUCAAUGUAAACAGCAUAGGAUUCUGCAAAUAUUUUAGGGCAUAGAAGGCUGGUUGGCGUUUCACGCUCUUCUCACUGCCCCCCGGAAGCGAGACCGAGAUCUCACUCCAGCUGCUCAUUCUAAAGCUUCUCCAUCUCCUCUUUAGCACAAGGGCAACCUACGAGUACUGUUAUACCAACGAUCUGCGCGUCCUCCUCAAUCUGCCCAACAUGUUCUUGUCACUGUGGCAUACCUACCUGCGCGUCCUGUAUCCGCUAUUGGCGC
This is a messenger RNA of Truncatella angustata, 2254 nucleotides long. RefSeq names its product GMC oxidoreductase. The transcript is spliced from 5 exons. NCBI's taxonomy places the organism in Eukaryota, Fungi, Ascomycota, Sordariomycetes, Amphisphaeriales, Sporocadaceae. Gene Ontology annotation, molecular function: flavin adenine dinucleotide binding; oxidoreductase activity, acting on CH-OH group of donors. Bases 140 to 1891 code for a protein of 583 amino acids. The record is from RefSeq and is a predicted model, not a curated record.